AUGGCUCGCGGAAACACGAGCUCCACUUGGAUGGGCUUGUCGGCGCUCUUCUACUUGAGCCUGCUGUUUGCGCCUUUGGCCUUGGUAGGACGUGUGAACGCAGAGGCUGAGCAAGAACCCUUACAAGAGAACUAUGGCACUGUUAUUGGUAUCGAUCUGGGCACAACCUACUCUUGCGUAGGUGUGAUGCAGAAGGGCAAAGUCGAAAUCUUGGUCAACGAUCAAGGACACAGAAUCACACCUUCCUACGUAGCUUUCACCGAUGAUGAGCGAUUGGUUGGAGACGCAGCAAAGAACCAGGCUGCCGCGAACCCAACGAACACAAUCUUCGAUAUCAAGCGUAUGAUCGGUCGCAAGUUUUCAGACAAGGAUGUUCAAGGUGACAUGAAGCACUUCCCCUUCAAUGUCGUCGAGAAGGAUGGCAAGCCCCACGUCAAGGUCCAGGUCAGUGGGGCCCCGAAGACCUUCACCCCUGAGGAGAUCUCCGCCAUGAUUCUUGGAAAGAUGAAGGAUGUCGCCGAGUCGUACCUCGGAAACAAGGUUACCCACGCCGUUGUUACCGUUCCCGCCUACUUCAACGACAACCAGAGACAGGCUACCAAGGAUGCCGGUAUCAUCGCCGGUCUGAACGUCCUCCGUAUUGUCAACGAGCCUACCGCCGCCGCUAUCGCCUACGGGCUGGACAAGACCGAAGGCGAACGUCAAAUCAUCGUCUACGAUCUCGGUGGAGGAACCUUCGAUGUGUCUCUCCUCUCUAUCGACCGUGGUGUUUUCGAGGUUCUCUCGACCGCUGGUGACACCCAUCUGGGAGGAGAGGAUUUCGACCAGCGUGUCAUCAACUACUUCGCCAAGAAGUACAACAAGGACAACAACGUCGACAUCACCAAGGACCUCAAGACUAUGGGUAAGCUGAAGCGUGAGGCUGAGAAGGCCAAGCGUACUCUCUCUUCCCAGAAGACCACCCGCAUCGAGAUCGAGGCCUUCCACAACGGCAACGACUUCUCCGAGACUCUCACCCGCGCCAAGUUCGAGGAGCUCAACAUUGACCUUUUCCGCAAGACUCUUAAGCCAGUCGAGCAGGUCCUCAAAGACGCCAAGAUCAAGAAGGCCGAGGUUGACGAUAUUGUCUUGGUCGGAGGUUCUACCCGUAUCCCUAAGGUCGUUGAGCUCAUUGAGGAGUACUUCGGCGGCAAGAAGGCCAGCAAGGGUAUCAACCCCGACGAGGCCGUCGCUUUUGGAGCUGCUGUACAAGGUGGUGUCCUGUCUGGUGAGGAGGGUACCGAGGAACUUGUUCUCAUGGACGUCAACCCAUUGACUCUCGGUAUCGAGACCACUGGAGGUGUCAUGACCAAGCUCAUCCCUCGUAACACCGUCAUCCCUACCCGCAAGUCCCAGAUCUUCUCGACCGCUGCCGAUAACCAGCCAGUGGUCUUGAUCCAGGUCUUUGAGGGAGAGAGAACUAUGACCAAGGACAACAACAACCUCGGAAAGUUCGAGCUUACCGGUAUUCCCGCUGCCCCCCGUGGUGUUCCUCAAAUUGAGGUCUCUUUCGAGCUUGACGCGAACGGAAUCCUGAAGGUUUCUGCCUCCGACAAGGGUACCGGAAAGGUCGAGUCGAUCACCAUCACCAACGACAAGGGACGUCUCACUCAAGAGGAGAUCGACCGCAUGGUUCAAGAGGCCGAGAAAUACGCCGACGAGGAUAAGGCCACCAAGGAGCGCAUUGAGGCCCGUAACGGACUCGAGAACUACGCUUUCUCAUUGAAGAACCAAGUCAACGACGAGGAGGGUCUUGGAGGAAAGAUUGAGGAGAAUGACAAGGAGACUCUUCUUGAGGCUAUUAAGGAGACGACCGACUGGCUCGAGGAGAACAGCGCCACGGCCAACGCAGAGGACUUCGAGGAGCAGAAGGAGAAGCUGUCCAACGUUGCCUACCCCAUCACCAGCAAGCUGUACGAUGGGGCCGGGGGUCCCGCGGGUGGAGAUGACGAGCCCGACUCGCACGACGAGCUGUAA
This is a messenger RNA of Drepanopeziza brunnea f. sp. 'multigermtubi' MB_m1, 2016 nucleotides long. Lineage: Eukaryota; Fungi; Ascomycota; Leotiomycetes; Helotiales; Drepanopezizaceae. The record is from RefSeq and is a predicted model, not a curated record.